Ruditapes philippinarum (Manila clam) is the source of this 554-nucleotide messenger RNA. RefSeq lists its product as uncharacterized. The annotation marks the transcript as partial. The transcript is spliced from 3 exons. The record is from RefSeq and is a predicted model, not a curated record. Lineage: Eukaryota; Metazoa; Mollusca; Bivalvia; Venerida; Veneridae.
AUGGAUAAUUCUUAUUCUUCUUUGCCUCUAGUUGACGGAGAAAUAUUUCAAUUAGAUGAUUACGGCAAUAAAUCUAUAAGAUGUGACUAUGAUGACUCAUCUUCGGGAUACGAAUCAACGGACGUGUCCGAUGUUGAAUCAUUACCUUCCAUGGAGUCACGUGAUAAUAUUGACAUGUCACGUGACAGUCGAAAUAACUUCUUACCAAUAGAUCCGGAAGCGGAAGUUAUGAACUUUCAGUCUAUGCAUGCGUUGUGCGAACAUCUUAAGCUCAUAAUAUCGAUGCCACAAAUGUGUGACGUAACAUUUCUUGUUGGACCACGUGAUGAACCUGUGCAUGGUGUUAGGGCAAUUUUGGGCACACGUAGUCGGGUAAUGUAUCAGCUAUUGUUAAAACACAUGGCGAUGAAUGCCGCUGAAGAGGAAGACAAAACUUCCAAAAAGAAGAAGUCGAAGAAAUUCACAUGCAACCAACCAAUCGGAAUCGGUCGGUCUUUAUCGCAGAGAUUGGUCAUUCCCGUUAAGAAAUACGACCAUGAUGAUGUGUUCCAAAA